Messenger RNA from Alternaria arborescens, 474 nucleotides. RefSeq lists its product as hypothetical. The record is from RefSeq and is a predicted model, not a curated record. The transcript has a single exon. The coding region runs from base 1 to 474 and encodes 157 amino acids. NCBI's taxonomy places the organism in Eukaryota, Fungi, Ascomycota, Dothideomycetes, Pleosporales, Pleosporaceae.
AUGUGUUUUGCAAUCCUUCUUUCCGCUCUUAUCAUCUGUCUUGCUUGGGCUAUACAGCACAAACUUUACGCCUUACUUCAGUUUGUCGCUAAUCUUUUCGAACUCCUUGGUGCCUUGCUAGAAGGAAUAGCUAAACUCCUUAUGAAGAUCUGCGGCAUUACGAUUAACGUUGCUCGCGCCGCCCUUCUAAGCCCGCAGGUAGCUCUCUUCACCAACUACACGAACGCCACUAUUAGAAAUAUCAUGUCUAUCCCAGCAUGGUCGACAAAACUCCUCUUCUCAAACUACAUCCAGAUGCUUAAUGAUCAGCCCAAUGUUCCCAGUCAACACAAGGAAAUGGAACACGCCGCCACGAGUGCUGCUCAGAAAGUGCUGACACAGUGCCACGGACGAACGCGAGAGCAAAAAAGGUGCAAAAACCGCAAGUUAUUGCUAGAGGGAGGUCAAUACGACUGUGGAAAGCAUUCUGGUUAA